Sporothrix brasiliensis 5110 is the source of this 2376-nucleotide messenger RNA. RefSeq lists its product as uncharacterized. The transcript has a single exon. The record is from RefSeq and is a predicted model, not a curated record. NCBI's taxonomy places the organism in Eukaryota, Fungi, Ascomycota, Sordariomycetes, Ophiostomatales, Ophiostomataceae. The coding region runs from base 1 to 2376 and encodes 791 amino acids.
AUGGACGCAGCCAAUAAUGCAAUGACAGACGGGGAGCAAGAAAAGAACAGCGCAAACGCGGAAAAAAAGAGGCAGAAUGGCGAGCCUAUUCCUAUGAACAAAGAUCCUCACGUUUCUCCGUCCAUCACAAAAGAGUCGGGGGACGAGACACAGCAAGAUUCGGGAGAGGCACACGCAAACAAUGCAGAGCAGCGUGUGGAGAGCAGCAACGCCGCAACCGCCGCAGCCCCUGCUUCCAUUCCGGCCGAGAAAGUUGUUGACCACUACCAGAAAACGUCGCUUCUGACCUAUCUCGAGUUGGUCGAAGACAGUUUGCAGUCCCUGUUCUACAUCGGCCUUGGGUCUCUGCUGUCCCUCAUAGACCGAAACAUGAGCGACGGGUAUUCCUACCAACACAGUGCCGCAUCCCGAUGGCGACGAACGAGACGGGGCUUGGCACCUGUACCGGAGCCACAGAUAUCGUCCUUUGACGACCACUUCUACGGCCCACAGUUUCUGCGGAGAUGGCCCGACUUCGCCGAGAACCACGCUGCGACUUUUGAGAUGCUGUCCCAAACACUUGGGGACGAGGCCCUUUUCCCACCACCGUACACGAUCGAGAGUUCCCGGCUGCAUAUGCAGAUGAGCUUCUCAGACAAGUAUUUUGUACACCGGGUAGACCUUCCCUACUUUGUUAAACAGGUUAUGGAGAAACCGUCUCAAGCACUUCUAGAUGCCUACCGGCGGGCUCAGAGUGAUCGACUAGGCGGAUCUACCCUCGGUUCAAGUAUGGCUAAAAUUUCCUUACAAGGCAAGCCCUUUGGGCUCGAGCCACAAAACAGGGGCGAUCGUGACGACCUUAUGCGGCCUGGGAAUGACCGCCAGGCAUCCAAAAAUGAUGACGAUCGCGACCGCAUCGGUGGUCCCCAUCGCUGGUGCAUUGCCACUCAGAGCGACAAGAGCCAGAUACCCGUCCUGGUCGGCGAGUACAACGAUGAGGGUGGACGCCCUGUGAAGAGACUAGGGCAGCUCAUGCAGGCUGGCAAACUAGACGAUUUUUUUCAGAGAGUGGCCAAGUACAAACACUGGGAAAAAGCAACGUCCGACGUGGACGUAGACCACAUAUACAACCAGUCAACAUGGGUUUCCAACCUCCAAGUGGUGGAGAUGCUCUGCAGAAACUUUCAUCAUAUGAUUGCCACGGGCAUCGAGUAUGCCUACGUUGCGACGGGCGCCAGUGUCCUGUUUCUUCGCGUGCCCAAAGACGACUGGCGCACUCUCUACUACCACCUGUGCGACUUUUCCGUGCCUUCGGUCUACGACACUGCUGCCCGCAGGAACCUCAACAAGGGACUGCGUGCGCCCCACGAGACAGCCGCAGCCUACUUUGCCAGUUUCUGCAUCUGGGCCUCUCAAUCAACACCGCGACCUGCGUCCUGGAUCAGCGCCGCCGAGAAGGAUUUGAAGCGCUGGCCCUCGCACUACGAGGACGAUGACAGUGGCAGAACGUGCAAACUGCCAAGACAGCCGCCUGUUUCUGUACCGUGGACAAUGCCCUACUGCACGCAAGCGUGUCUGCGCAGCAUGCAACGCCAGGAAGCGCUGGACGACAAGUGUUCUAAUGUGCAGCUGCAUCGGGAGGCGACCACCCGCCGCGGUGCUUUCCGUCACCCGCUGACGGUUGAUGAGCUGCGAGACCGUGUCGUCACACAACUUGCCACCAAUUCGGACCAAGACUGCGAGUGUCUGGGCCGCCACGGGCUCUUUGGCCGCCACGGCGUCCUCUUCAAGAUCACGGUGACCGGAUAUGGGUACACAUUUGUGGCCAAAGGUGUGCGCGCGAGUGACAGAGAUGUGCUGCAACACGAAGAGCGAAUGUACAGGGUCGCCGAAGACGUGCAGGGCCUGAUUGUCCCCGUGUUCCUAGGUGUCCUUGACCUCCGCCAUGCCAUCCCGCUGCACUCGUACGUGCUCGUACGCCACAUGAUGCUGCUGUCCUAUGCCGGCCCUGACGUUCAACGGGCACGCAGUGAAGGGUUGCUGCCACCCAACAUUGACCUCGAGCGGGAGGGGCUUAGGACACAGAAGGAGCUGCGUGCCGAGGGUGUGGUAAACGAGGACGUUCGCCGACCGAACAUGGCAUGGAACGACGAAGCACAACGAAUCAUGCAUUUCGACUUGUACCGGGCGACUUCCGAAUACCGCAGCAGAGAGGACAAGCAGCGCGAGAACAGGACCCUCAUGGUCAAGACGUGGCGAAGGGAGUUGGCGAAGAGACUCGAUGCAGAGCGGCAGGCAUCAUUGAAACGGAAGUUGGACGAGUAUCAAGACGGCAGCGGUGCCAAGGACCAAGACGCAUCCCAAACGAUGUGCGACGACCAGAGUCGGCAUGGCUAA